Molecule: messenger RNA, 3593 nt
Organism: Paramisgurnus dabryanus
Lineage: Eukaryota; Metazoa; Chordata; Actinopteri; Cypriniformes; Cobitidae
Gene: spop
Product: speckle type BTB/POZ protein
Molecular function (GO): protein binding
Source: RefSeq, a predicted model, not a curated record
CCGCGCUCCGUCAUUCAUUUAACCCGGACGUGAAGCCGCUCCAUAGAAAAAUAUCCGAUACGGUAAAACAACCUGCCUUCAAAAAAAGGUCUGGACCAGAAACAGUAUCUUAUCUUAGAUCAAAACCUGUAUGUGAACUCAACAUAAUCAUUGAAGCUGACCGAAAGAGAAUCGGCUGCAAUGUGAUGAUAGUGCCUGUCUGAUCAACAAUAGGUUGUAAUACUUACCAACUGGAUGACGCACUGAGCAUCUCCUCAACGUUCUCUCAGCGUUCCCCACAUGUUCUCCAGGUUACGCUGAACACCAGUGUGUGCCUGGAUCCUGGCGGCGGCUGUAAAAUAUACACGCGUGUGACCACGCAUUCGUCCUUGAGUGACCUCGCGUGCGCUCUUCAAAGGGGCGCUUUUCUUCCAAAGACUGGUGUAGUGUCCCUACCCAAACCCGACGCUCCAAACUGGCGAUGUCCAGGGUGCCGAGUCCGCCCCCUCCUGCUGAAAUGUCCAGCGGCCCUGUGGCCGAAAGCUGGUGUUACACACAGAUCAAAGUGGUUAAGUUCUCCUAUAUGUGGACCAUUAACAACUUCAGCUUCUGUCGGGAGGAGAUGGGCGAGGUCAUCAAAAGCUCCACCUUCUCAUCGGGGGCUAAUGACAAACUCAAAUGGUGUUUGCGAGUGAAUCCAAAAGGUCUGGAUGAGGAGAGUAAAGAUUAUCUGUCGCUUUAUCUGCUUCUGGUCAGCUGUCCUAAAAGUGAGGUUCGAGCCAAGUUUAAGUUCUCCAUACUUAACGCCAAGGGCGAGGAAACCAAAGCCAUGGAGAGUCAGCGGGCCUAUCGCUUCGUACAGGGAAAAGACUGGGGUUUCAAGAAGUUUAUAAGGCGGGACUUUCUCCUAGAUGAGGCCAAUGGACUCUUACCCGAUGACAAACUGACACUCUUUUGUGAGGUGAGCGUGGUGCAGGACUCUGUGAACAUCUCCGGUCAGAACACAAUGAACAUGGUGAAGGUUCCAGAUUGCCGACUGGCGGAUGAACUGGGCGGAUUGUGGGAACAUUCCCGAUUCACAGACUGCUCACUGUGUGUUGCCGGGCAGGAGUUUCAGGCACACAAAGCCAUACUGGCAGCACGUUCCCCAGUUUUCAGUGCCAUGUUUGAACAUGAAAUGGAGGAGAGUAAAAAGAAUCGAGUAGAGAUAAACGAUGUGGAGGCUGAGGUCUUUAAAGAGAUGAUGUUCUUUAUCUACACUGGCAAAGCACCCAACCUGGACAAGAUGGCCGACGACCUGCUCGCUGCCGCUGACAAAUAUGCUCUGGAGCGGCUGAAGGUGAUGUGUGAGGACGCUCUGUGCACCAGUCUAUCAGUGGAAAACGCAGCAGAGAUUCUAAUCUUGGCCGACCUGCACAGCGCCGACCAGCUUAAGACGCAGGCCGUCGACUUCAUUAACUACCAUGCAUCCGACGUAAUGGAGACCUCAGGAUGGAAGUCCAUGGUUGCGUCUCACCCUCACCUGGUUGCCGAGGCGUAUCGCUCGCUGGCCUCCGCCCAGUGCCCUUUCCUGGGUCCACCCCGCAAACGCCUCAAACAGUCUUAGUGCCGUCCCCUGGCAUUACCUUAUACACGUACACGCACUCACACGACUGCCUACAAGGGGGCGCUAUUUUAGAUUUACAUCCCCCAAGCUCUGACCCUUUAGAUGCCUAAACCAGCUGUUGAUCUGCCCCCCCCUUCACGUUAUCUAGACAGACCACCCUCCAGAGUGCCAGUGACUGCCCGGUAUUGCUGCCCCAUAGAUGGUUUAAUCAACAUUGGGGGAAUGUGGAUGGUGUAGCUGGGGGAACCUUUUCCAAAACCUCUGCAUAAAUGCGGCUGUCUGUCUAGGAGAUAAAUGGAUGUUGUUUGGGUGUAGUAUGGACCUCAAGUUGGAUUGAUGGAUCGAGGUUGAGAAACAGGACUGAAGUGUUUGGUGGGGAUGUUAAACAUAUGAAGUGGAUUGUGGAUGUGAAAAUUUGACAUGAAUCCUCCCACUGGCGCUACCGUGUGCUGUCCUUCACUGUGUCAACCGGUUCGUCGUACCUGCUCAUCCAUUCUUCAAAGGUUAAUAGACAUUCCUCUUAACGUUCACGGACGGAGGGAUUUUUACGGACUGUUUUGUUGACAGGAAUAAAGGACAAACUUUUUAAGGGGUAGCAUGUGUCCUCUAUGACAUCGGCAUUUAGUAGAUUCCUGUGUGACUCGAGAAAACCGAAAGGAGAGAUAGUCACCUUAGUGAACUUUGAUCUGUGUCCCAAGAGAUGUCUUGGGUUACGAAUGGACUUGCUGUGGUUCGGUCUUCUUUCACAGGUGAAAAAAAUGGACAAAUCCGGCGAGGAGUAUAAACAUGUGGAAAUGCUUAUGGAUCUUUUUUUUAUUUUCCUUGUGAUGUUUAUUUGAGAUUUUUUCCUCCUUGUAGCACUUGUGUAUUUGAAUCCAGGCUUUCUGUAUGGAGAAAAAAACAAGAAAAACAAACUUGGCUGUGUUUAAUUUUUUUCCGCUGUUCCUUAACAGACGCAAUAUAAUGUUUAGUUACGGUGAUCUCUCAGUGGAUAUCCAGCUUUCUACUGAUUCAAUUUCUCUCUUUAUAUUUGGUGGUGGUUGAGGAGAUUCCCCCGUUCAUAUGUAAAGCGCUUUGAGUACUGAGAAAAGCGCUAUAUAAAUGUAAGGAAUUAUUAUUAUUAUUAUUAUUAUUUGCUCUGUCAUGGAUUACGCAAAUCGGCAGCUCUUGCUGAACCGGGGAAUAUGUGUUUUUUGAAAUAAAAGCAUCUCUAUCAGACAGCGUAAAGGAGACUCUUUGUUUCCGUAAAAUUAAAUUCAGGGAUUUUGUACAGUGCCAAAAUCACAAACAAUAACAAAUGAGGACCUGAAAGGCUGAAGGACUUUCAGACAAGAAAUUAAGAUGUUUGAUGAAUAAUAGGUGCAAGGAGAAAUGUAAACAAUCUAACAAUGGGUUAUACAUGGAUAGGCAUGGGUUUCAGUAUUUAACUGAGCAGCGCAUACAGUAACUUUAUAUUUACAGCCUUUUAAUGAAUUGCAGUACUUUACUGUAUUUUUUUACUGAUUUACUGUACACUCUAAAAACAAACGGUGCUAGAUAGCACUAAAAUUGGUUCUUGGCUUGUCAUCAUAGAGGAACCGAUGAAGUACUGGUGUAGAACCAUAUUGUGCUAGUAGAACCAAACAUAUAUGUAGUGCUAUAGUGGUGCUAUAUGACCCCCGUAUGGUUCUUCAUAGGUGCUAUAUAGCACUAGAAAUGGUUCCUCUAUGAUGACAAGCUCGUGUGGCAGGAGCGUCACUGAAGCAGCAGUGCUGAGAUCGUUUCGGCGUCGGCUCUAUUUUUGCUGCGUCACGCUUAAUUAAAGUGACAGAGCAUUGUUUAUGGUUUAAAUGGUCGUGGAUUGACACAAAAAGGUUUAAUUUUACCAUAAUAUCAUGAAUGUGACACAAAGUGCGUUUCAAACAGUCAUGAGAAAUUUAAAAGAUUUAAGACAGUGGUUCUCAAACUUUUUCUCCGUGCAGCCCCCCUUAUGUAUGGUGCAUUUCUUCGCGCCCCCCCCCAAAGCUGU